Messenger RNA from Cladophialophora psammophila CBS 110553, 642 nucleotides. RefSeq lists its product as uncharacterized. The transcript has a single exon. The record is from RefSeq and is a predicted model, not a curated record. Gene Ontology annotation, molecular function: carbon-sulfur lyase activity. Bases 1 to 642 code for a protein of 213 amino acids. NCBI's taxonomy places the organism in Eukaryota, Fungi, Ascomycota, Eurotiomycetes, Chaetothyriales, Herpotrichiellaceae.
AUGUCAUAUCUUCCUAGAGAUGCCAUCGCCCUCACCGGUGGCUGCUAUUGCAAAGCCAUCCGAUACACCGUCAAAGUCCCAGCCUGGGAAAACCGCCCUGCUGUUCCCGGCGCCCUCGAGACUCCCAUCUCGCCCACCGAAAAGGUUCAGACUCGAUUACCAUUGAUUGAUCUUGAUCACUGCGGUAAUUGUCGCCGUCAAGCUGGCUGUAUGAUCCAAUGUUGGCUCAUAGUCCCAAUUGACUGGGUGGAAUGGGAUCUACUACGGAAAGAAGCCACAGGUAGCCAGCAAGCGCUUCAUCUAUCUACACGCGAAGCAGUUGGACCGCUCAAAGAGGGCGGGAACUCAACCUUGACCUACGUAUCCCGCUUUAGUUGCACUGACAGAGCGACGAGGACUUUCUGUUCGCGUUGCGGCACAAACCUGUCAUAUUUGAGCACCAAAUACCUGGAUACUCCACAAGCAUUUGUCGAUCUGACAGUUGGUAGCCUGGAUCCAGAAGCUCUCGAAUUGGCGAAGCCAGACCGACAUGGCUGGUGGGAUUUUGGUGUUGACUGGAUCAAAGCACUGCUGAGAAAGGGCGACGGCGGGUUUCUGAUCCGACACCAGACGGGUGACGUGUCCCGAGCUGUGGAAGAUUAA